GCUCCUGCAGCAACCAUGGUGCACGUUUCGUUUUACCGCAACUAUGGGAAGACGUUCAAGAAGCCUCGUCGUCCGUACGAGAAGGAGAGGCUGGACGCGGAGCUGAAGCUGGUGGGAGAGUACGGACUCAGAUGCAAGAGGGAGCUCUGGAGGGUGCAGUACGCACUCAGCAGGAUCCGCAACAACGCUAGAACUCUCCUUACUCUCGACGAGAAGAACCCUCGCCGGAUCUUCGAAGGUGAGGCUCUCCUCCGAAGGAUGUUCCGUUACGGCCUCCUCGAUGAGACACAGAACAAGCUCGAUUACGUCCUCGCUCUCACCGUCGAGAACUUCCUCGAGCGCCGCCUCCAGACUCUCGUCUUCAAGUCCGGCAUGGCCAAGUCCAUCCACCACGCCAGGGUCCUCAUCCGCCAGCGCCACAUUAGGGUUGGAAGGCAGGUGGUGAACAUCCCUUCAUUCAUGGUCAGGGUUGAUUCCCAGAAGCACAUUGACUUUUCGCUCACAAGUCCGCUUGGCGGUGGCCGUCCUGGAAGAGUGAAGCGAAGGAACCAGAGGGCUGCUGCUAAGAAGGCUUCUGGUGGAGAUGGUGAUGAGGAAGAUGAAGAUUAAGUUAUAUGGAUAUAUCUGUUCUCCCUACUUAGAUCUUUUUCAAGCAUUUCAUUUUCUGUUUCUCUAGACUUGUUAGUUUCCUGCCAUGGUUAACUCUUAUAAUUUUGCAGUCUCUGUUUUUGUUUGAGGAAAAGCCGUGCUGAGAAAGGUUGAGACAUUUUUUGUUUUAAAUUGUUUUUAUUAAUACUAUUUAAGUUUUGUCCCAAA
This is a messenger RNA of Arachis stenosperma, 816 nucleotides long. Its product is annotated as 40S ribosomal protein S9-2. The transcript has 3 exons. Gene Ontology annotation, biological process: positive regulation of translational fidelity; translation. NCBI's taxonomy places the organism in Eukaryota, Viridiplantae, Streptophyta, Magnoliopsida, Fabales, Fabaceae. Bases 16 to 609 code for a protein of 197 amino acids. Gene Ontology annotation, cellular component: cytosolic small ribosomal subunit. Gene Ontology annotation, molecular function: structural constituent of ribosome; rRNA binding. The record is from RefSeq and is a predicted model, not a curated record.